AUGGCUACUAACGUUUGGGCGUUGCCUAUAAUAGUGGGCCGCUUCUGCCCGUUAUCCUUCCCCCUCUCGCUCUCCCUCAUCCAGGGCCUUAAUGCCCCAAUUAUCAGUCUUAUAGGCCUGCUCCCAGGCUUCGCUAUCAAGGCCAACUGGCUCACUGCAAAGCUUGCAAGACGCACCCAACAGGUAGGCCAGGCCUACCAACCCCCCCGGGGAUGGAAGCUUGACCCAAUAGUGGCAAGCACCCCCAAGCACCUGGCGCGGCGGUAUUACCAAUUCAAGACCGGCCACACCCCAAUCGGGGCCUAUCUGCACCGAAUCAAGGCCCGAGACUCCCCUAAUUGCUUGGGGUGCUCUAGGGGGACUGAGACGGUAAGACACCUUCUUACAAACUGUCGACAGUGGUGCCACCAGCGGGAAAAACUAUAUGCCGGCUUGGCCGAAGCGGGGGUAAAGGCCCCGCAGGAUAGCGAGCAGUGCCCCGAAGCACGCCUAUUCCAGGACCCAAAGGCCACUACAGCGCUGCUGGCGUUUAUAGGGGCCAUUAGGGAGCGAGAGGAUAACCAACAGGCCUGGGAGCAGGCCUAUAAGACUGAUAAUUGGGGCAUUGAGGCCCUGGAUGAGGGAGAGCGAGAGGGGGAAGGAUAG
Molecule: messenger RNA, 645 nt
Organism: Talaromyces rugulosus
Lineage: Eukaryota; Fungi; Ascomycota; Eurotiomycetes; Eurotiales; Trichocomaceae
Exons: 2
Coding region: 1-645 (214 amino acids)
Source: RefSeq, a predicted model, not a curated record